Salvelinus namaycush (lake trout) is the source of this 3582-nucleotide messenger RNA. Its product is annotated as SID1 transmembrane family member 2-like. The coding region runs from base 501 to 3026 and encodes 841 amino acids. Gene Ontology annotation, cellular component: membrane. The record is from RefSeq and is a predicted model, not a curated record. NCBI's taxonomy places the organism in Eukaryota, Metazoa, Chordata, Actinopteri, Salmoniformes, Salmonidae. The transcript has 25 exons.
AACGUGGUCAGUGGAUUCAACAGAUGCAAACAACGUUCACUUUACGAUACUUGAUAUGAUCAACACUAUACAGGCAUAUGUCAACCUAAAUGAUAAAAUGCGGAUGACACUAGCUGUAAAAACCGCGGAUAUUACAUCAUUCGCGAUCUAGCUAGUGAGUAGUAGCUGUGUUGUUGUCGUAUAGCUAACGUUAGUUUACGUCGCAGUACGGAGGAGUGGUUAGCUUGCCAGCUGGUGAUGGUGAAACAGGAGGAGCGGUGUGAAUGUAAUACAUUAAUCAUUAGCAAGCAAAUGUAGCUAGCUGGCUAGAUUAUCUCACUAGCUAGUCGUUCGCUAUCAACUGUCCUGUUGUUGUGAAUGAUACAUUACAACUGAGCUCUCUAGUCUAGUUAGCUAGGUAGGUUUGCCAUUCAUUGCUAUUAUUAUCAUCCAACGUGUCAGUAAGUGCAUUUAGGUCGUUUUGAUCGCUAGCACAGCUAUUGUUGACAAAUCGCAAGGAAAUGGUUUUGAGGAGCUGUUGUAAAUUUGGUCCCGUUUUAGUCUUGUUCCAGCUUGGUUAUGUGGCCCUGUUGUUGUUAUGUGUGACCCACUUGCGGUGCGCACGGGCAGAAACUAAAACGGUGGUCCAAAAGGAUGCAGAGUUUGACGUUACCUACAACGAUACAGUUACGAGUGACAACCAAACCAUCUACGCCUUCAAUCACACCGUCUCCCGAAACAAGACGGAGGGGGUCCGUGUGACUGUGGACAUACUGUCGGAGGGGGCAGAGAGCAGUCCCAUCCUGUUUGUGGUUAGACAGAAGCAGGCCGUGCUGUCCUUCCAGGUCCCCCUCAUACUGCGUGGACUGUACCAGAGGAAGUACCCCUAUGCCCAUGUGGGCCGAACGCUUUGCCAGCCCCCCACCCGCACCCUCAUCGAGACCCAGUACUUCUUUGUGGACGUGUCCACCCUGUCCAGCUUGGGCACCCACUACCAGCUGAGGAUCAGCCGCGUGGACAGCUUCACCCUGCAUACAGACAAAAAGUUCAGCUUCACUGCCUCACCAUCCCAACCCCAGUACUUCAAAUAUGUGUUCCCUGACGGAGUGGACACGGCCAUCGUCAAGGUCAACUCUGAGAUGACCUUCCCGUGCUCUGUCAUGUCCAUCCAGGACAUCCAGUGCCCAGUGUAUGACUUGGAUAACAACGUCGCCUUCAUUGGAAUGUAUCAAACCAUGACCAAGACAGCUGCCAUCACUGUCCAGAGGAAGGACUUCCCCAGUAACAGUUUCUAUGUGGUGGUGGUGGUGAAGACGGAGGACGAGGCAUGUGGGGGUCCCCUGCGCUUUUACCCCCUCCGUCCAGAUGAACUCAUUGAUGCCGGCAACCGCAGUAAAACUCUGGACGUGGUCGUCUCGCCCGCCAUCAGCUCGGAUGUGUACGUGAUGGGCAUGCUGUUCUGCCUGGGCAUCUUCCUCUCCUUCUACCUGCUCACCUUCCUGGUGGCCUGUGUGGAGAACAAGAGGAUGCACAGGAGGAGGGAGGGGCUUCUGAACCCAGCGGACAUGUCGCCUGCGGAGACAGGAAAGCCAGGUGUGACUCCAGUCUCCCCCUAUGAAUAUGGCUCCUUUGCGGACAACGCCAGCACGUUGAGCUCAGAGGCCAUCACAGACAGCAUAGCAUCAGAUACCAACUACGGAUACAUGGAGCGUUCGUUGGAGAGCGUAGCGGGUCGUAGUCGACAGGAGUCUCUGAGCUCAAUAGAGGAGGAUGACUAUGACACGUUGGCCGACAUCGACUCGGACAAGAACAUCGUCCGUACCAAGAAGUACCUGUGUGUGUCGGACCUCGCUCGCAAGGACAAGAGGGUUCUGAGUAAAAAGUACCAGAUCUAUUUCUGGAAUAUUGCCACCAUAGGUGUGUUCUACGCCCUCCCUGUCAUCCAGCUGGUCAUCACUUAUCAAACGGUUGUCAACGUGACAGGAAAUCAGGACAUCUGCUACUACAACUUCCUGUGUGCACACCCCCUGGGGAAUCUGAGUGCCUUCAACAACAUACUGAGUAACCUUGGUUACGUGAUGCUGGGCCUCCUCUUCUUGCUCAUCGUGCUGCAGAGAGACAUCAUCCACAGCAGAGCGUUGGACCGCAACGACCUCAACGCACUGGAGUGUGGCAUCCCUAAGCACUUUGGGCUGUUCUACGCCAUGGGCACAGCUCUGAUGAUGGAGGGGCUGCUGAGUGCCUGCUACCACGUUUGCCCCAACUACACCAACUUCCAGUUCGACACCUCCUUCAUGUAUAUGAUCGCUGGGCUGUGUGUGUUAAAACUGUACCAGAAGAGACACCCAGAUAUCAAUGCCAGCGCUUACACUGCCUACGCCUGUCUGGCUGCUGUCAUCUUCUUCUCUGUGCUAGGAGUGGUGUUUGGGAAGGGCAACAUGGUGUUCUGGAUCGUCUUCUCUGUCCUCCACAUCCUGGCCACCAUGCUGCUCAGCACCCAGCUCUACUACAUGGGUCGCUGGAGACUGGAUUCUGGCAUCCUGCGCAGGAUUGUGUAUGUGAUCUACACUGACUGUAUCCGCCAGUGCAGUGGCCCCAUGUAUAUUGACCGAAUGGUUCUGCUAGUGAUGGGAAACAUAGUGAACUGGUCUCUGGCUGCCUAUGGGCUAUUAAAGACACCCAAUGACUUUGCCUCUUACCUGCUGGCCAUCGCCAUCUGCAACCUGCUACUCUACUUUGCCUUCUACAUCAUCAUGAAGCUCCGCAGUGGUGAGAGGAUCCAGUGCAUGGCCAUGUUGUGUAUCCUCUUCACGGCCGUGGUGUGGGGCUUCGCUCUCUUCUUCUUCUUCCAGGGCCUCAGUACCUGGCAGAAAACCCCUGCCGAGUCCCGGGAACACAACCGUGAUUGCAUCGUGCUCUCCUUCUUCGACGACCACGACAUCUGGCACUUCCUGUCCUCCAUUGCCAUGUUUGGUUCCUUCCUGGUUCUCCUCACCAUGGAUGAUGACUUGGACGACGUCCAGAGAGACAAGAUUUUCGUCUUCUGAAAAAGCAACUCUCUGGCUCUGCCUUAACGUUUCUUGCUGGCCAGUAGUGACACAGUGGCAACUGAGACACCCAAUGGCAUGUCUCCCUGACUGCAGGCGGGCUGGGCAUCUCAACCAAUCAAAGAGCUGGGAAAGGACGGUGCACCCUCCCCAGAGUUGGAAUCUGUAUGGACACUUGGCGUGCCAAUCAAUGAGUCUUGUUCACCAGUACAUGCUGACAUUUCUCCUUACUGCCAUCCAAUAUUACUGUGGUCGUUGUGUUUUCUUAUUGCAUUUAAACGUGUAUAGUGUGUGUGCGCCUGUGUAUAUAUGAUUGUGUGGGGGAGAGUGAGAACACUCUAUGUCCAGUCUGUCUGUGGCCUUUAAUGUUCUGAUCAUGUGCGUGGUUUGUAUUUCUAUGGCUGUCUGAUACUGGAUGGAUCUGUCCCAGAGAGAUAUCAACGAUUGUAUUUUAAUUACUAACUACGUCCUUAGCUGGUGAGGAAAAUUUGCACUGUAGGAUAAGAACUUGGGACUAUGUGACUACUGAAUAAAGUUUGUGUCCACGAUGAUAAAG